GAUGGCGAGGUUGAUGCGCUGGAAUAGCCAAGCGCCCUCACCAGUUACCUCUGCAAGGCGAGUUGCCAGGGAAGACAGGAAUCUCGCAGUUAGUGGUCUGACCCCACCAAAAGUCUUGAACGCCAUAGGAUGGAAAAUGUAGUUGGCCGACAGAUAGCGGUAUUUCUGGAUUUUGUUCCGCUCGUAGAGGAGUAGAAUUCCACCGAGAAAUCAAUCUCAGUUAUAAAUCAAAAUUAAAUUUGAUCGGUGUGUUCUUAAUUAUGUAUCUAACUUAGACUGCAUCCGCCAUUGCAGAAGAAAACAAAUUACUUUUUAGAAGUUGAAAGUAAAUUUUGAACAUAAACUUAUCAGAGUUUACAAAUUGGUGACGCGAAAAUUGAAACAGAAUUGCGAAAAUAAGAAAGUCAAUUUGUUGAGAACGAAUCGUCGAAAGUCUGGCUCUACACCGUCAGUAACUAAGAUGCACAUUAAACGGUGCAUUCUUAAUUAUGUACAGCUGUAAAAUUUUAUCCACCUUUGACGCAGACAGUCCCAUUUCGUUACUUCGAAAAACAUUUCGUAAAUUUAAUUCGUCUAUGUAAUUUUUAUAUACCUAUAUAUACCUAUAUUCAUUGUCCACUUAUUUAUUUCAAAUAUAUCCAAUUUUUUAAACUUAAAAUUCAUCUCUCAAUCUUGACUUAACAAUUUUUCUUCGAUGUUUUGAAAAAAAGAAACAUAAAAAUGACAAUAUUUCAGUGAUUUGGUAAACAAAACAAUUCUAACGUUCACUUAAAAAGAAAUCUGAAAGAAUAUUUCUAAAUAUUUCUAAAUCAUUUAUACCACAGCUAUUGACCUUGCGAACCCGUCUGUUCAGUAACUUCUAAAUUAAAAACGAAAUAACCAAAGUAGUUCAGAUCUUCGAAUCGUCAACGGUUGUUAGCCACGCUAUGAUCUAAAAGUUUCCAGACUUCCACUAAUAUUCAAACUAUUUAGAUCAUCAAUUCUAUUCGCAAUUAAAAACAAUAACAACUAAAAAUACAAAUCACACAACAGAAGAACUAAAUAUCCCUCACCAUGCUCCACAAUAUCGGUUCUACUGAUGCUUUACUCAGUAGAGUUUCACAACAACUCAAUCAGAACAGAAAGUCUACCAAGAGCAAUGAUGAUCUGCAGAACUAUUUAAAUUCCCUGAAGAAACAAACCAAAGGUGGUUCUGUAACAUUCAAAGACAUCAGUGAUAUUUCUUUCUCCAGUGAAGACACAAGCAUUGAUAUCUCUGACUCAAGUAAGCAGGAUGUUCAGGAGAAAUUUUUUAAAAAGGACUUAAAUUUUCGAAACAAUUCAUUUAUAAAACCAUCACCUAAUCUGUCCAUUAUGAAACGGAGUCAAACUGAUGAGCUGUUGAAUUCGAAAUCUUUUGAUUCAGAAAUUGGUAACCUCACACCUUCAUUUCAAAAAGCGAAAAGCUCAGCACAGACUUCAAGUGCAUUGGAGAGAGCUUCUAAACUGUUUGCCAAGUUUGGAAAAAAAUCUUCUGAUGUCGGUAGAUCAUCUGGAGUGAAGUCACAUAAAAAUGAUAAUGAAAGCAGCUCUGGGAAAUUACAGAAUGACAGAAAGAACUACAGUCAUGAUCUUGACAAAUCUACAUCAGAUGACAAUAUUGGUAAAAGUGGUCGACGUUUUCUUAAGCCACAGUUAUCUAAAGAAUCACACAGUGGUGUUCUGUCAGCUGUCACAGACAAAGAAUCGGAGAAAAAAUCUGAAUUAAAAACAGAAAGUGUCAAAGAAGUCUCGCAUAGUUACUCUGGUGUGACAUCAGGUGAUGAAAGUCUGGCAGAGUUUAUUGGUAAACUUGAAUCUCCAAGUGAAGCGACUCAUGAAGAUAUCCCAAAGGAACUUAAGCAGAAUAAAGAUUUUCCAUCCACAAAUAAAUCUUUGCCACACAAGCCACACUUCUCCCUUUUACGUGUGCGGAGUCCUUCACCAUCUCGUAAGAUUUCCACCUCACGUACACCCUCACCAGGUGUCAAGUCUUCCAUUGAAGAUAAGACGGUUGCAGAGUCUUUAACUGCAGAGACAAUACCAGAAGAAGAAGAUGAAGCUGAUAUAGAAGAAGUUCUCUCAGAAAGCAAUAAACAGGAGGACGAGGUGGACUUGAGCGAAGAUCUUUCAAGAAUGAACAUCUUCAACAUUGAUGAUUUGGAACUUGCCAGUGCUGCAGCCAUUUCCUCAGAGAAAGAAGAAAGUGAAACUGAAACAGAGGAACAGGAUGUACAGCAGACAUCGAAGAAACCAAAGAAAAACCUGUUAACAAGCAAGAAAGUAUCAGAUGUAUCAGUCAGUGAAGAUAUUCCUGAGAGAGGAAAUGCAGCCAAUAUUUUCUCCUCAUUUGGAGUUCAUAGCAUUGAAGAACUCAUACCAAGGAACCAUUCAGCUUUAAGUAAUCAUCAGACUGUAAGUUUUGAAGGUGCAUCUAUUGUCAAGACUGCAUCACAUCUAGAGGAGUCCAUUGCAGAAUCAGUGCCUGAAGAUUCUAUUGUGUCUGAUGUACCAUUAGGCAGGAAGCGAACACCUUCUGUGGCAGUGUUGGAAACCUAUUCUGAAGACUUUACUACUCUGAGUAAUUCUAAAUCUGAAUCUGCAGAGUACACUGAGGACUUCCAUACUCUUUCUGCUUCUAAAACAGUCGACAAGGUGACCAAUACCUCCACUAUUUUUGUAACAGAGUCGAAAGUAUCAAAGAAAAAACGACACAAAACACAUAAAAAGGGGAGCAGUGUUGCGACACAAACCCAAGAAUCAGAUUUCAAGCCUUGUUUAGAAUGUCUUUACAAGAACCAAGACUGGAAGGGUCGACCUUUACAUGAGGGUGGCAGAACCAAAAUUCCACCUCCCAAGACAGGCUAUUAUCCUUGUGGGCUCCAUUCUGUCAUAAACCAGAAUGUCUACAACCCCAACUUACAGGUUGUCCAGGAUAUGAUGAGGCAGCAAGUAGAAUUUACACAGCAGUUCUGCGAAUCACAGAAAUACCUUUACCAUACUCUCACAGACAGUAUUCAACCAUCCUAUGUAUACACUACACUGAAAGACACCAAAGAGUACAUCAGAAAACAUCGGAAACCAAAGCUAACUUUGAAGAAAGCCUUAAAACUGGUUGAAUUAGAAGCACGGCUUCAGUAAUUAAGUACAUCCAUGUUAUUGGUCAGUACACAGUUUAUCCGUCCACUCUCACCAGUGUCCACUUUGGCUCAACCUCUGUCCUCUUUGUGGUUACUGUUGCUGUUAUCAUUGUUGUUCUCAGGAUUUUUAUUUCAAAGACACCACAUGGUUAUGAAUGAAAAAAGAAUAAAAGAAAAGAAGGAAAGAAAAAUUUAAGAAAUUACA
Octopus sinensis (East Asian common octopus) is the source of this 3363-nucleotide messenger RNA. RefSeq lists its product as uncharacterized. NCBI's taxonomy places the organism in Eukaryota, Metazoa, Mollusca, Cephalopoda, Octopoda, Octopodidae. The transcript has 9 exons. The record is from RefSeq and is a predicted model, not a curated record. Bases 1054 to 3159 code for a protein of 701 amino acids.